GCGUUUGUCGCGCGCAAGCGCAGUUAAAGUCACAUGGUGGCUGCGGACUUACGGCGGUGUUAAGGAUUUACUGGUGGUACUUGUAACUUCUCUCUGGGCGUCAGACUCAAAAUUGACCAGGAGGAUGUUAGGCUCAAAGAACAUGCCCUGGCGGCGGCUUCAGGGCAUUUCCUUCGGGAUGUAUUCGGCUGAGGAGCUCAAGAAAUUGAGUGUUAAAUCUAUUACGAACCCUCGGUACCUGGACAGCCUGGGGAACCCGUCGGUGAACGGCUUGUAUGAUUUAGCUCUGGGCCCUGCAGAUUCCAGAGAGGUGUGCUCUACCUGCGUGCAGGACUUCAGCAACUGCGCUGGCCACCUGGGCCAUAUUGAGCUCCCCCUCACAGUGUACAACCCUCUCCUCUUCGAUAAGCUCUACCUGUUGCUCCGGGGCUCCUGUUUAAACUGCCACAUGCUGACUUGCCCCCGGGCUGUGAUUCACCUCCUACUCUGCCAGCUGCGAGUGCUGGAAGUUGGAGCGCUUCAAGCAGUAUAUGAGCUGGAGAGAAUUCUGAACAGGUUUCUGGAAGAAAACUCUGACCCUACUGCCUUUGAAAUUCAGGAAGAGUUAGAACGAUAUACAACCAAAAUUGUACAGAACAACCUCCUGGGAUCCCAGGGUGCACAUGUGAAAAAUGUCUGUGAGAGCAAGAGCAAUCUCAUUACUUACUUCUGGAAGGCACAUAUGACUGCUAAGCGAUGUCCCCACUGCAAGACUGGGCGGUCAGUUGUCCGAAAGGAGCAUAACAGCAAACUGACAAUCACGUAUCCAGCCAUGGUGCACAAGAAGGCUGGCCAGAAGGACACAGAGCCCCUAGGAAUUGAGGAAGCUCAGAUGGGAAAACGAGGCUACCUAACACCCACCAGCGCACGAGACCAUCUUAGUGCCCUCUGGAAGAAUGAAGGAUUCUUUCUGAAUUUCCUUUUUUCGGGACUGGAAGAUGUUGGCAUGGAGUCUAGUUUCAGCCCCAGUAUGUUCUUUCUGGAUUUCUUAGUGGUGCCUCCCUCAAGAUAUCGCCCUGUCAAUCGCCUGGGGGACCAGAUGUUUACCAAUGGCCAGACGGUGAACUUGCAGGCUGUCAUGAAGGACAUGGUUCUGAUCCGAAAGCUUCUGGCGUUGAUGGCUCAAGAACAGGAGCUGCCAUGUGAGGUGGCAGCACCUGCCAAAGAUGAGGAAAAAGACUCUUCAGUUACUAUGGACCGAUCCUUUUUGAGUAUGCUUCCAGGCCAGUCCCUCACAGACAAACUAUACAACAUUUGGAUUCGCCUUCAGAGCCACGUCAAUAUUGUAUUUGAUAGCGAGAUGGACAAAUUAAUGAUGGAAAAGUACCCUGGCAUUAGACAGACCUUAGAGAAGAAGGACGGCUUGUUCCGAAAGCACAUGAUGGGGAAGCGAGUAGACUAUGCAGCUCGCUCGGUCAUCUGCCCAGACCUGUACAUCAACACCAACGAGAUUGGAAUCCCCAUGGUUUUUGCCACAAAGCUGACCUACCCUCAGCCAGUUACCCCCUGGAACGUUCAGGAACUGAGGCAAGCAGUCAUCAACGGCCCCAAUGUGCACCCAGGAGCUUCCAUGGUCAUCAACGAGGAUGGCAGUCGCACAGCCUUGAGUGCCGUGGACCUGACCCAGCGGGAGGCCGUAGCCAAACAGCUUCUGACACCAGCCACGGGGACGCCAAAGCCCCAGGGGACAAAGAUUGUGUGCCGGCAUGUGAAAAACGGGGACAUUCUCCUCCUGAACCGACAGCCCACCCUGCACAAACCCUCCAUCCAGGCACAUCACGCCCGCAUCCUUCCCGAAGAGAAAGUCCUACGGCUCCACUAUGCCAACUGCAAAGCCUACAAUGCUGACUUUGAUGGAGACGAGAUGAAUGCCCACUUUCCCCAGAGUGAGCUGGGCCGGGCCGAAGCCUCUGUCCUGGCCUGCACGGAUCAGCAAUACCUUGUUCCCAAGGAUGGCCAGCCAUUGGCAGGCUUGAUCCAGGAUCACAUGGUUUCAGGUGCAAACAUGACCACUCGAGGUUGCUUUUUCAACCGGGAGCAGUACAUGCAACUGGUAUACCGAGGACUUACGGACAAAGUGGGGCGCGUGAAGUUCUUUCCUCCCGCCAUCCGAAAGCCUUUUCCGCUAUGGACGGGAAAGCAGGUCGUGUCGACGCUGCUCAUAAACAUAAUCCCAGAGGAGCACAUCCCAUUGAAUUUAUCGGGCAAGGCGAAGAUCAGCGGGAAAGCCUGGGUGAAAGAGUCUCCUCGACCUGUUCCCGGCUUUAACCCCAACUCCAUGUGCGAGUCCCAGGUGAUCAUCAGGGAAGGGGAGCUGCUCUGCGGAGUGCUGGACAAAGCGCACUAUGGGAGCUCUGCCUACGGCCUGGUCCACUGCUGCUAUGAGAUCUACGGAGGGCAGACCAGUGGCAAGGUUCUCACCUGCCUGGCCCGACUUUUCACUGCCUACCUGCAGCUAUACAGAGGCUUCACCUUGGGCAUGGAAGACAUCUUGGUUACACCCAAGGCAGACGGCAAGAGACACAGGAUCAUCGGCGAGUCCACCCACUGUGGGCCCCGGGCUGUCAGGGCUGCCUUAAACCUGCCAGAAACUGCAUCAUGUGAUGAGGUCCGAGGGAAAUGGCAGGAUGCCCAUCUGGGCAAAGACCAGAGGGAUUUUAACAUGAUCGAUCUAAAGUUCAAGGAGGAAGUGAACCAUUACAGUAAUGAGAUUAACAAGGCAUGCAUGCCUUUUGGCCUGCACAGACAGUUCCCAGAGAACAACCUGCAGAUGAUGGUGCAGUCUGGAGCCAAAGGUUCAACUGUGAACACCAUGCAGAUUUCAUGCCUGCUGGGCCAGAUUGAAUUGGAAGGUCGGAGACCCCCACUGAUGGCGUCUGGCAAGUCACUGCCCUGCUUUGAGCCUUAUGAAUUCACCCCCAGGGCUGGUGGUUUUGUCACUGGCAGAUUCCUCACUGGCAUUAAGCCUCCUGAGUUCUUCUUUCACUGCAUGGCAGGGCGAGAGGGUCUGGUCGACACCGCUGUGAAAACCAGCCGCUCUGGCUACCUCCAAAGGUGCAUCAUCAAGCACCUGGAGGGGCUGGUUGUCCAGUAUGACCUGACAGUCCGCGACAGUGACGGCAGCGUGGUACAGUUCCUGUAUGGAGAGGACGGUCUGGACAUCCCCAAGACACAAUUCCUACAGCCCAAGCAGUUUCCCUUCCUCGCCAGCAACUACGAGGUAAUAAUGAAAUCGAAGCAUCUCCAUGAAGUUUUAUCCAGAGCAGAUCCCCAAAAAGCUCUCCGCCACUUCAGAGCCAUCAAAAAAUGGCAGAACAAGCAUUCUAACACCUUGCUGAGAAAAGGCGCCUUCUUGAGUUAUUCCCAGAAAGUUCGGGAAGCUGUGAAAGCCUUGAACCUCCAGGAUGCCAACCAGCAUGGCCGCAGCCCCGGGACUUACCAGAUGCUGAGGAUGUGGGGUGAGUUAGAUGAGCAGAGUCGAAGGAAAUACCAGAAGAAGGCGGCUCCUUGUCCUGACCCCAGUCUGUCUGUCUGGCGCCCGGACAUCUACUUUGCAUCAGUGUCAGAAACAUUUGAAAAAAAGAUGGAUGACUACAGUUGCGAGUGGGCAUCCCAAGCAGAGAAGAGUUAUGAGAAAUCAGAGCUUUCCCUUGACAGGUUGAGGACCCUGCUGCAGCUGAAGUGGCAGCGCUCACUGUGCGACCCGGGCGAGGCGGUGGGCCUGCUGGCCGCCCAGAGCAUCGGGGAACCCUCGACACAGAUGACUCUGAACACCUUCCACUUCGCUGGCAGAGGCGAGAUGAAUGUCACUCUGGGCAUUCCGAGGUUGAGGGAGAUUCUCAUGGUGGCCAGCGCCAACAUCAAGACACCCAUGAUGAGUGUGCCCGUGCUCAACACCAAAAAAGCACUGAAGAGAGUGAAAAGCCUGAAGAGGCAGCUCACCAGAGUGUGCUUAGGGGAGGUGUUGCAGAAAAUUGAUGUCCAGGAGUCCUUCUGUAUGGGAGAAAAGCAGAACAAGUCUCGGAUGUACCAGCUGCGGUUUCAUUUCCUGCCACAUGCAUAUUACCAGCAAGAGAAGUGCCUGAAACCUAAGGACAUCCUGCACUUCAUGGAAACAAGAUUCUUUAAAAUUCUUAUGGAAUCCAUCAGAAAGAAGAAUAGCAAAGCAUCAGCUUUCAGAAGCGUGAACACUCGAAGAGCUACCCAGCGGGACCUAGACAAUGCUGGAGAGUCAGAGAGGAAUCAGGGUGAGCAGGAAGGUGAUGAGGAAGAGGAGGGGCACAUCGUGGAUGCCGAAGCUGAAGAGGGAGAUGCUGAUGCCUCUGACAUCAAACGCAAGGAGAAGCAAGAGGAGGAGGUUGAUUAUGAGAGCGAGGAAGAGGGAGAGAAGGAGGGAGAGGAGAAUGACGACGAGGAGGAUGUGCAGGAGGAAGGAAACGUUUGUGGGGAGGGCGCCCACAGGGCCCAGGAGCAGGACGAAGAAGUGGGCUCAAGCCCCGAGGAGAACUCGCCCCCUGCUCCAGCCCCGAGACAGCACCGGAAACCCACCUGCAGCCCAGAGCCCCAGGGAGCUGAGGCCGUGGAACACCGGGUGCAGGCCGUGUGUGAAUCCCACCCGUUCAUAGAGGACUACCAGUAUGACUCGGAGGAGAGCCUGUGGUGCCAGGUGACAGUGAAGCUCCCUCUAAUGAAGGUUAACUUUGAUAUGAGCUCCCUGGUAGUGUCCUUGGCCCAUAGCACCGUCAUCUAUGCGACCAAGGGCAUCACAAGGUGCCUCCUGAAUGAAACCACCACCAACAAGAACGAGAAGGAGCUUAUCUUAAACACAGAAGGAAUCAACCUGCCAGAGCUUUUCAAGUAUGCUGAGGUUCUGGAUUUGCGCCGCCUGUAUUCCAAUGACAUCCACGCGAUGGCCAGCACCUAUGGCAUCGAGGCUGCACUGCGGGUUAUCGAGAAGGAGAUCAAGGACGUGUUUGCCGUGUACGGCAUUGCAGUCGAUCCCCGCCAUCUCUCCCUGGUCGCGGACUAUAUGUGCUUCGAAGGUGUUUACAAGCAACUGAACCGCUUUGGGAUCCGGUCAAAUUCGUCCCCUCUACAACAGAUGACGUUUGAAACCAGCUUCCAGUUCCUGAAACAAGCCACCAUGAUGGGAUCCCAUGACGAGCUGAGGUCCCCUUCCGCCUGCCUUGUGGUUGGAAAGGUCGUCAAGGGUGGAACGGGCCUAUUCGAACUCAAGCAGCCCCUGAGAUAGCAGUCACCACAGCACCAUCUCCCUGGCCUGGAGGAUGUCUCAGAGGACCCAGAGGAGGGCCGGGCCUUCACGUGAGACAACCAGGAGACCAGAAUCUUGGGCAGUUCAAAAUGACAAUGCAAAUCACAACAGUGAUCUUGGGGUUCCAAAAAGCAGCUGGCCUUUGGGCUGGACCAGCUUCAACUGGAAAGUGGUAGCGUCACUCGUCCUUGCCCCUCCCCAUCUCAGGAUACAGACAAGCUUCGCCAGGUCCUCCGAGUCCCUCCGAGGGUGCAGGGCCUUCCUCUGUGCUGCAGAUACCAGAUUCCUGGCCACCCCAGGGUAGGGAGGUGGGGGCCCAUUGUGUGAGCAGCCAGUCACUGCAGACAGGACUCCUGCGGGCUCUUGAGAAGGGAUAAGGAGCCUGCUGCCCCAAGGCCUGCUCCUCCUGGCCGCACCAACCCCUGGGGACAGAUUUCCCAGACUCUCUACCCAAGGCUCUCCCUGGGCCAGCCACCGGAUGGCACAGAUCUCUGCCCACCCAGCUUCUGUGCCUGGGGCAGAGUCCUGGUCCCGCUGGCAUGUGGCAGGCAACAUAUCCUCCUAAAUUAGAUCAGCCCCGUGUCUGGGGCCUGUUUCUCCAGGGCCCCGUCUCUCCAGGGCCCCAGCAGCUCAUCCCAACACAUUAACCUUGAGUGGCUGGCCAGGCUACACUGCAAACAAGCUGCUUGGCCAUCUUUUCCUGGUUCUGCUCUGAGCCCAGCAUUGAGGCCCAUGUUUUUGUCUGCAAGUCCUACUGUUUCAGGGUCAGCUGGCCUCCCUUGACCUCUGGCACCACAGCAAGGGGCCCUGGCAUGAACAGAAAAGUCAGAGGACUUAUACAAAAGCUUUGUAAAACCAGAGGCUGUUUCUAUUUUUGUCUAAUGUUAUUCCAGCUGAGGCUGAGUAAUAAACAUCACUGGAACUAGCUAUUGGGAGGGAGAAAGCUUGGGUUUGUUUUUUUCUUUCCCCCUUGGUUUACGGUUUCUGCAUUUGUGAUUUGGGAGCUCAGGACUGCAAUUUCUCAGCAGUCACAUGUUGGGUCCUCAUCCCGUUCUUGACAGAGGACCUGGAGGGAGAGCUCAGCCCUACAGCUUCCCACUCUGACCCCAGCCUGCCCCUACAGCAUCCCCCUUCCAGAGCCAGCUUCAGGCCCAGACUCCAGGAGAGUGGAAGCCAGUGGGAAGGAGCUGUGUGUGUACGGGGUAGGAAGGGAGGCCUUACCUGGCAAGAGAGACCCCUCUGCUCUCUCCAGACAUGAUGGAAGCCAGCCUGGGCCUCCUCUGCCCACACUGGGGAAAACCUGGCAGAAACGGCUCACCAAGGCUGGGGUAUGAACAUCUUCCAAGGGCACAGGAAGUAGGGUCACCGUGGAACCCUGCAACACAGGUUAAGCUGUGCAUUCUGGGAGCUAGAGGGCCAAUUCACUACUUGAUGAUUUCCACUCCUACUAGAAUUGUGGGAGAGGGUCCUCAGGGGAGUUAACUCAGUGGACAAAUGCACAUGAUUGCCUGGCCCCAGGGCUGGGCAUAAGCACGGAAGUCGCAGGUCAGCCCCACCCAGGCAUGGGGGCACAGAGGUGAAGGAGCAAACCGAGAAUAUAGACAGGCCGUGACUGCACACUGAAGCCAGACUCUGACCUGUGUUGAGAGUGAGGCGAUGGCCCCCUGCCCUUCCUGCCUUAUCCUUCCACUCGUUUCCUGUUUAUAUGCUUUUCUCUCCCAGGUUUUACCUUAUUCCUGGUUUGUAAGCAGACAUUCUAGAGCUUUGCCUUGGUGGACCAGGGAUUUUGCCUCACUCCCCUUAACUGAAUUACACACUCACUUCACUGAUUUUUUGUUUAGAAGCCUCGUGGGUGGCCUCCCUUGCUGUUUAAGAUGGCAUAUUUUUUUGGAAUAGUCUCAGUAUUGUAAAUGUUCUUUCUCUGAGGGCACAUUUGAUUUUUCAAAAGAGACUAAUAAGUGCACGCCAAAAUACACGAAAAGGCUGCAUCAAGCUGCAUGAUCAUUUUUUAAUCAAAGCGGACUGAAGAGUGACUGUCUGGUGGGGUUCUCAGACUUCAUGGAAGCUGUGAGUCCUUUUGGAACCCUGAGGUGCUGUAAGCAGCCACUGUUCUUGGACGUCCUCCCCAGCUUACCCUUUGUGUGUCAACAUCCUACCUACUUGCUUGUAACAGUUAAUUUUUUUUUUAAUCUGUCCUUUCUAGUUUCCCAUCAAAAACACUACCAGCAUUCCUACCAGUACCCCUGUGAGUCUGAAACAUUUUCUUUCUGAAACAGGAAACAAGAAUGAAUGAAGCAACUCUUCCCAUUCCCAA
Molecule: messenger RNA, 7625 nt
Organism: Pteropus alecto (black flying fox)
Lineage: Eukaryota; Metazoa; Chordata; Mammalia; Chiroptera; Pteropodidae
Gene: POLR1A
Product: RNA polymerase I subunit A
Exons: 35
Coding region: 125-5290 (1721 amino acids)
Biological process (GO): DNA-templated transcription
Cellular component (GO): RNA polymerase I complex
Molecular function (GO): DNA binding; DNA-directed RNA polymerase activity
Source: RefSeq, a predicted model, not a curated record